Cylicostephanus goldi is the source of this 539-nucleotide messenger RNA. Lineage: Eukaryota; Metazoa; Nematoda; Chromadorea; Rhabditida; Strongylidae. The record is from the annotation of a GenBank genome assembly.
AUGGUGAUAUACAUACCCAAAGGAGAUGACCAUCCAGUCCCUGAGGGAGUUGUAAGCUGGAAUAAAGUCGUGAGGACUCGCUAUAAUCCGAAGACAGUGCCAAAAGCCAACAUUGACUUGGAUAAAGAUAUGAUAAUCCUACCUUACUCUAGUGGCACCACAGGCUCUCCGAAAGGUGUUAUGCUCUCACAUCGAAAUUUUGGAACGAUGAUGAACAUAUACUUGAAACAUGAGUCUACUAACAUCGUGCCUCUCAUUGCCGAUGACUGGGAUUACCAAAGAGAAAAGUUGAUGCUGUUUCUCCCAUUUUAUCACGCCUUUGGCUUCGGUCUACUCAACCUUAGCUUGCUCCAGGGCUCAACAGGCAUCGUUUUCAAGCAUUUCGAACCGAAUCAGUUCUGCAGAGCGAUACAGGAUCAUAAAGUGAGUUGCUACAUUCAUAACUGCUUUGUGCAAAAUCGCACAGGCUACUUUAGCAAGUGCGCUAAGGUUUCCGAGAGCUUUUCAACAAUGCCUGCAGCUUGUUAUCUUUGCUAGCU